UUUUUUUAAAAAUGUGAUCUUUGGUAAGGAGGCAUCUCUGACUUAAUUUAAAACAAAAAGAGGAACACUGAUUUGUUUAAGUACAUUACAGCUUUGCCAGCACAGCUCAAUUCAACAGAAGACUUGACAGGUGAUGCUUGAAAAAAUUAACAAUGGCAAACACCUUCACAAUCAAUGACGAAGUGAGUGAUGAGGCUGCCUAUCUUUGUGAGACUGACUUUCCAGUUUCAGCUGGGACACUCUUCAUCUUGAUCUUCAUCAUCAGUGUCAUAGGCAAUGGUCUCCUCUUAUGUGUUCUUUUCAUCUACGAGAAACUGACAAGAGUCACAAAUAUUUUCAUCCUGAACCUGACCUGCUCUGAUUUGAUCUUCACCAUCACACUUCCAUUCUGGGCCGUUGAUCAUUUACACCAAUGGGUCUUUGGGGACUUUGUCUGCAAAUUUAUGACUGCUGCAUUCUUUGUUGGUUUGUACAGCAGUGUCAUUCUGCUGACUGCCAUGACAGUGGAUCGUUUUAUUAAAGUGGUGCUGCACAAGUGGCCGAGCAACCGUGCUAGAAAGAAGUAUGCAAUUAGUGCCUGUAUAUCUGCCUGGGUCAUCAGCAUCUCAGCAUCCCUGAGUGAUGCUAUGAAAGUAAAGGUGGUAAAGUGGGAUGGUUUUGAAUAUUGUGAGAAUGGAUCUGAUGAAAAGCUUGGACGUUAUCUCCAAGUGUCACUGCUAUUCUUCCUCCCAUUUGCAAUCAUUAUCUUUUGCUAUUCUGCCAUCCUCAAGACAGUUUUACAAGGUUUAAAGAAAAAGAAGCACACGACUGUAGCUUUGCUGUUGUGUAUUGUUGCAGCCUUCUUCAUUUCCUGGGGGCCAUACCACAUUAUGCUUUUAAUCAAUUCUCUAUAUACACCCAAAGGUUGCAAGGCACAGGAGUGCUUGAGUAUCAUCUACCAUAUUAGUGAAAUGCUUGCCUAUUCUCACUGCUGUAUGAACCCUCUGCUGUAUAUGAUCUCACAGGAUUCGCAAAAGCAUCUGUUUAAUCUUUUGUGCUGUGAAAAACUGUGCAGGAAGAACAGAGAAAAAGACACCAGUCAGAAGCCUUUUGUUAUUCAGAAUGUAGCUUUCACAGCAGAGAGCUCUGUUGUUAAGAGUAACUGAACACUGAUCCAUUAAGCAGGCACAAAUGAACUGUUGAUUCAGUGUGUAAAUACUUUCAUUUGAAUUUACAUCUUUUAUAUAUUCUCUUGAAACAAUAUACAUCUAUUUUUCAGGUGUUUAAUGUGCCAACUAAAGGAUGUUGUUGCACACUUGGAUUAAAAUGAAUUGAAACCAGUGUGGCUUUGUGAGUUCGCCUUUACUGUAUCUGCAAACAUCUGCAAACAUAUAUGUAGACAUAGCACAACGUUACACACUUUUGCACUCUCACACAACUCUUAUAGGCGCACUGCCUUAUGGUUAGUCCUUAAACUCAAAUCUCUAAUAUUUCUUACAGUACAACAAUGAAAUAAACAUAAACAAAAGAUAGUGUGAUCCACCAGGCUAUAUCUGCUGUGAUUACAGCUCGGUGCAGGUAUAAAUCCACAAAAGCGCCACGAGGUUUCCGUACAAACUAAUGAAUUAUCUCUAGCUGCUAAUCGUUAGCGCCACGGCUAAUUCACAUCGCUACCAAUAACUUAUAUACUAAUGACACAUAAUGGGGAUUAACGGCCAACUUUCCCACAUUCUCUGCAACCCAGUGGACUCAUCUGUAGAUACAUUUUAAGUUAUUUACCAUCUUGUAUCUGCUUACCUGCAAACAUAUAUGUAGACAUAGCACAACGUUACACACUUUUGCACUCUCACACAACUCUUAUAGGCGCACUGCCUUAUGGUUAGUGGCUGGGCUUAUUUACUCCCGCUAGAGCUGCUCGUUUUAGGGGAUACUCCCUCUUGUGGUGUAACGGAGGAAUAACUACCCUUCCUGCACUAUGUCAUUUUUGGAGACUGGGGCACACAUUAUUUUACAACAAUCAAAGAAAAUACAUAUUUGAACAAUCAGACCAUUUAACUAACUAUAAUAUUGUGACUAAAUUAUAGGGGGGUGUCCUGUUUUGUCCACGAUGUCUUUCUUGUCC
This is a messenger RNA of Oreochromis niloticus (Nile tilapia), 2101 nucleotides long. Its product is annotated as C-C chemokine receptor type 4. NCBI's taxonomy places the organism in Eukaryota, Metazoa, Chordata, Actinopteri, Cichliformes, Cichlidae. Gene Ontology annotation, molecular function: C-C chemokine binding; C-C chemokine receptor activity. Bases 153 to 1145 code for a protein of 330 amino acids. Gene Ontology annotation, cellular component: membrane; external side of plasma membrane. The record is from RefSeq and is a predicted model, not a curated record. Gene Ontology annotation, biological process: cell chemotaxis; calcium-mediated signaling; positive regulation of cytosolic calcium ion concentration. The transcript is spliced from 2 exons.